Molecule: messenger RNA, 3036 nt
Organism: Colletotrichum scovillei
Lineage: Eukaryota; Fungi; Ascomycota; Sordariomycetes; Glomerellales; Glomerellaceae
Product: aconitate hydratase
Exons: 2
Coding region: 410-2776 (788 amino acids)
Biological process (GO): tricarboxylic acid cycle
Cellular component (GO): mitochondrion; cytosol
Molecular function (GO): aconitate hydratase activity; 4 iron, 4 sulfur cluster binding
Source: RefSeq, a predicted model, not a curated record
GCGGCAACCAGACGGCCUGCGCCCAAUUUGAGCCGAGCACGCACCGUGGCCACCCCCCAAAAGCUGCCGCGGAAAGAGCCCAGAGCGAGGUGAAAGAGGGCAAAAGUGAGUGUGAUCCGGAAAGAAGGUGCGAGGAUUUUUUACUGCCACCCCCAUCCGGAAAGACCUAGGCCUGGCUUGCUUUGCCGCCUUUCUUCUACUACUUGACCUCCUCGUCGGAAAUUCUCUCCACCUUCUUGUUUUCUUCCUCUUAAUAUUCUUUUCCUUUCCUCCAUCCUCACAAAACAAAGUCCCUUGAACAGGCAAGGGCACUUGAGAUAUCUGUUGCGAGCUUCAUCACAGCUCCGACAACUCUCCACACAAGCUCAAUUGACCAGUUUCAUUGCUGCUCUCAGUGUCAACACCAACCAUGUUGGCUUCACGACAGCUCCUGGGCUCCGUUGCCCGGAGCCGUACUGCUGCCAGUGCCCGUCUGGGACUGCGUGGCAUGGCUACCGUUUCUGACUCUCCCCUUGACCGCAAGGUCAAGCAGAAUAUCCACGAGGAGGGCAACUUCAUCAACUACAAGAAGAUGUCCGAGAACCUGUCCAUCGUUCGCCAGCGUCUCAACCGCCCCCUGGCCUACGCUGAGAAGAUUCUCUACUCCCACUUGGACGACCCUCACGGACAAGAGAUCGAGCGUGGUGUCUCAUACCUGAAGCUCCGCCCCGAUCGCGUUGCUUGCCAGGAUGCCACUGCUCAGAUGGCUAUUCUGCAGUUCAUGUCUGCUGGCAUGCCCUCCGUCGCCAACCCCACCACUGUCCACUGCGAUCACUUGAUCGAGGCUCAGAUUGGUGGCUCUAAGGAUCUUGCCCGUGCCGUCGGCAUCAACAAGGAGGUCUAUGACUUCCUUGCCUCUGCUUGCGCCAAGUACAACAUCGGUUUCUGGAAGCCCGGUUCUGGUAUCAUCCACCAGAUUGUCCUCGAGAACUACGCUUUCCCCGGUGGUCUUCUUAUCGGAACUGACUCUCACACUCCCAACGCUGGUGGUCUCGGUAUGUGCGCUAUCGGUGUCGGUGGUGCUGACGCCGUCGAUGUCAUGGCCAACCUUCCCUGGGAGCUGAAGGCCCCCAAGGUUAUCGGUGUCAAGCUCACUGGUGCCCUGAACCCCUGGGUCACUCCCAAGGAUAUCAUUCUCAAGGUUGCCGGUAUCUUGACCGUCAAGGGUGGUACUGGUGCCAUUGUUGAGUACCACGGCCCUGGUGUCGACACCCUCUCUGCCACUGGUAUGGGAACUAUCUGCAACAUGGGUGCCGAGAUCGGUGCCACCACCUCCCUCUUCCCCUUCAACGAGUCCAUGCACAAGUACCUCACCGCCACCAAGCGUAAGGACAUUGGUGACUUCGCGAAGACCUACGCCAAGGAGCUUCGCGAGGAUGAGGGUGCCGAGUACGACCAGCUCAUCGAGAUCAACCUGUCCGAGCUCGAGCCCCACAUCAACGGUCCCUUCACCCCCGAUCUGGCCACCCCCAUCUCCAAGUUCAGCGAGGCUGUCAAGGCCAACAACUGGCCCGAGGAGCUCAAGGUCGGUCUGAUCGGUUCUUGCACCAACUCCUCCUACGAGGACAUGACCCGCGGUGCUGCCAUCGCUCGCGACGCUCUCGACCACGGUAUUAAGUCCAAGGCCAUCUUCACCAUCACCCCCGGUUCCGAGCAGAUUCGCGCCACCAUCGAGCGCGAUGGUCAGCUUCAGACCUUCGAGGAGUACGGCGGUAUUGUCCUUGCCAACGCCUGCGGUCCCUGCAUUGGUCAGUGGGAUCGUCAGGAUGUCAAGAAGGGCACCCCCAACUCCAUCAUCUCUUCCUACAACCGUAACUUCACCGGACGUAACGACGGUAACCCCGCCACCCACUCCUUCGUCGCCUCUCCCGACAUGGUCGUUGCCAUGACCGUCGCCGGCAGCCUCCACUUCAACCCCCUUACCGACAAGCUCAAGGACAAGGACGGCAACGAGUUCAUGCUCAAGCCUCCUUCCGGAGACUCUCUCCCCAGCCGCGGAUACGACCCCGGCCAGAACACCUACCAGGCCCCUCCCGCCGACCGCAGCACCGUCAACGUCCAGGUCUCUCCCUCCUCCGACCGUCUUCAGAUCCUGUCCUCCUUCCAGCCUUGGGAUGGCAAGGACGUCAACGAUAUCCCCAUCCUGAUCAAGUGCAAGGGCAAGACCACCACUGACCACAUCUCCAUGGCGGGUCCCUGGUUGAAGUACCGUGGCCACUUGGACAACAUCUCCAACAACAUGUUGAUUGGUGCCAUCAACGAGGCCAACGGCGAGGCCAACAAGAUCCAGAACUUUACCACCGGCGAGUGGGACGCCGUCCCCGCCGUUGCCCGUGACUACAAGGCGAAGGGUAUUAAGUGGGUUGUCAUUGGUGACUGGAACUACGGCGAGGGUUCUUCCCGUGAGCACGCCGCUCUUGAGCCCCGUCACCUUGGUGGUCUUGCCAUCAUCACCCGCUCCUUCGCCCGUAUCCACGAGACCAACCUGAAGAAGCAGGGUAUGCUUCCUCUUACCUUCUCCGACCCCGCCGACUACGACAAGAUCAGACCCGAGGACAAGGUCGACAUCCUCGCCACCGAGCUCGAGGUCGGCAAGCCUCUGACCAUGGUUGUCCACCCCAAGGAUGGCAAGGCCUUCGAGGUCAAGCUCUCCCACACCUUCAACGCCCCCCAGAUUGAGUGGUUCAAGAACGGUUCCGCUCUUAACACCAUGGCCAAGUCCGCUGGCAAGUCAUAAACGGACAAUGUUACGUUAGCGAUACGGGUCAGGGCGAUAUGUGGUUAGGCGGUGUAGGCGUACCUCUGUUUAUUUAGCAUGUUCUGGGGUGUCGGUCGGUAUAACUAAAGUGUAUGGCCGCGUUACGCCCUUUGUUUUGGUCGGGCAAAUACCUCUGGGACUAUUGUUUUUUCUAUGUCAUGUAGGCCAUGAUUUCCUAGUAUGUACAAAUUUGAAACGUUCAAACAAAAUAUCGACGCAAUGUCACAAGGCGAAAGCGG